CUUGACCGCCAGCAGAGGAGGCGGCGCGAGGUGCCGCCCAAAUUGGGCGUGGCGGGAAGGACUCGGGAAGGAGGGGAGCCCUGCCCCAGAUGGGCUCGGCCCGGGAAACUCAGCUGCAGGUCUGGGCGCUGCACCUAAGACCAGCCACGCUCAGACCAGAAGCGUGGCUGGUCUCCCCAGGUAAACAACGCCGCCCUCCACGACGUCGCCUCUGGCACGCUCCGCCAAGACUGGGGUGGCGCGACGAGUCCAGCCCCUCCCGGGUGUCUCCGGCCGGCAGUGCCCCGCGGAGGACCGCAAAAGAGGCCUCGGCGAUCCGCUGGGCGGCCGCAGUCGCGCGUGCCUCAGGCUCCGCCCAGCGCGGCGCCCGCUCCCCGUCCACCCCGCCCCCCGCAUCCUUGCCGACCGCGCGCGCACCGACGUCGCGCCCGCACCGCUUUGGGCGGAGAGGCAAGGCUCGGACGCCGGGCAGCGGAACUGACGCCAGCGGGCUUCCGGGGGUGGCCCCCGGGGAGGUCGGCGGCUGCGCCGCAGUCGUGGAGGAGCAGUGGGAGCGUAAGCGGCCGCGGGCGACGCAAGUUCCGCACGGGGCUGCCUUCUCCUCGCUUCACGCUUCCUCCUCUCGCCUAGUCGCGUGCUGCUUCCAGACGGCGGCUCUUGACGAGAGGUGUCAGAGCCCAGUUGCUGAGGUGAAGCGGUCGCCAUCCCGCCUCGCGGCCGAGUGAGGGUGCCUGUCGCGCUGCGCCUUCUCCUUGCCCCCAGUGGUGGGCGCCCUUCUCACUCGAAGCACUCUCCCCAGCUCCAUGAAUGGAAAUCGGCUCCGCAGGACCUGUUGGGGCCCAGCCCCUACUCAUGGUGCCCAGAAGACCUGGCUAUGGCACCAUGGGCAAACCCAUUAAAUUGCUGGCUAACUGUUUUCAAGUUGAAAUCCCAAAGAUUGAUGUCUACCUCUAUGAGGUGGAUAUUAAACCAGACAAGUGUCCUAGGAGAGUGAACAGGGAGGUGGUUGACUCAAUGGUUCAGCAUUUUAAAGUAACUAUAUUUGGAGACCGUAGACCAGUUUAUGAUGGAAAAAGAAGCCUUUACACAGCCAAUCCACUUCCUGUGGCGACUACUGGAGUAGAUUUAGAUGUUACUUUACCAGGGGAAGGUGGAAAAGAUCGACCUUUCAAGGUAUCAAUCAAAUUUGUCUCUCGGGUGAGUUGGCACCUACUCCAUGAAGUACUGACAGGACGGACCUUGCCUGAGCCCCUGGAAUUAGACAAGCCAAUCAGCACUAAUCCUGUCCAUGCUGUUGACGUGGUGCUACGACAUCUGCCCUCCAUGAAAUAUACGCCUGUGGGGCGUUCCUUUUUCUCAGCUCCAGAAGGAUAUGACCACCCUCUGGGAGGGGGCAGGGAAGUAUGGUUUGGAUUCCAUCAAUCUGUUCGACCUGCCAUGUGGAAAAUGAUGCUUAAUAUUGAUGUUUCUGCCACUGCCUUCUACAAAGCACAACCUGUAAUUCAGUUCAUGUGUGAAGUUCUUGACAUUCAUAAUAUUGAUGAGCAACCAAGACCUUUGACUGAUUCCCAUCGAGUAAAAUUCACCAAAGAGAUAAAAGGUCUGAAGGUUGAAGUGACUCACUGUGGAACAAUGAGACGGAAAUACCGUGUUUGUAAUGUAACAAGAAGGCCUGCCAGUCAUCAAACCUUUCCUUUACAGCUAGAAAAUGGCCAGACUGUGGAGAGAACAGUAGCACAGUAUUUCAGAGAAAAGUAUACUCUUCAGCUGAAGUACCCGCACCUUCCCUGUCUGCAAGUGGGGCAGGAGCAGAAACAUACCUACCUGCCACUAGAAGUGUGUAAUAUUGUGGCAGGGCAACGAUGUAUCAAGAAACUAACAGACAAUCAGACUUCCACCAUGAUCAAAGCAACAGCAAGAUCUGCGCCAGACAGACAAGAGGAAAUUAGCAGAUUGGUAAGAAGUGCAAAUUAUGAAACAGAUCCAUUUGUUCAGGAAUUUCAAUUUAAAGUUCGGGAUGAAAUGGCCCAUGUAACCGGACGUGUACUUCCAGCACCUAUGCUCCAGUAUGGAGGACGGAAUCGGACGGUAGCAACACCAAGCCACGGAGUAUGGGACAUGCGAGGGAAACAAUUCCACACGGGAGUUGAAAUAAAAAUGUGGGCGAUAGCUUGUUUUGCCACACAGAGGCAGUGCAGAGAAGAAAUACUGAAGGGUUUCACAGACCAGCUGCGGAAGAUUUCCAAGGAUGCAGGGAUGCCCAUCCAAGGCCAGCCUUGCUUCUGCAAAUAUGCACAGGGGGCAGACAGUGUGGAGCCCAUGUUCCGGCAUCUCAAGAACACCUACUCAGGGCUGCAGCUCAUAAUCGUCAUCCUGCCAGGGAAGACACCAGUGUAUGCGGAGGUGAAACGUGUAGGAGAUACACUUUUGGGUAUGGCUACACAGUGUGUUCAAGUCAAGAAUGUAAUAAAAACAUCCCCUCAAACUCUCUCAAACCUGUGCCUAAAGAUAAAUGUUAAACUCGGAGGGAUCAAUAAUAUUCUUGUACCUCAUCAAAGACCUUCUGUGUUCCAGCAACCAGUGAUCUUUUUGGGAGCAGAUGUCACUCACCCACCAGCUGGUGAUGGGAAGAAACCUUCUAUUGCUGCUGUUGUGGGUAGUAUGGAUGCCCACCCAAGCAGAUACUGUGCCACAGUAAGAGUUCAGAGACCCCGACAGGAAAUCAUCCAGGAUUUAGCCUCCAUGGUCCGAGAACUUCUCAUUCAGUUUUAUAAGUCAACUCGGUUCAAACCUACUCGUAUCAUCUUUUAUCGGGAUGGUGUUUCAGAGGGACAGUUUAGGCAGGUAUUAUAUUAUGAACUACUAGCAAUUCGAGAAGCCUGCAUCAGUUUGGAGAAAGACUAUCAACCUGGAAUAACCUACAUUGUAGUUCAGAAGAGACAUCACACUCGAUUAUUUUGUGCUGAUAGGACAGAAAGGUGCUCUGCCCCCAUCCUGAAAACCUUGGAGCAGAGAAAUCUGAAGAUUGUUGGAAGAAGUGGCAAUAUCCCAGCCGGAACCACAGUCGACACAGACAUCACACACCCAUACGAAUUUGAUUUUUACCUCUGUAGCCACGCUGGAAUACAGGGUACCAGCCGUCCUUCACAUUAUCAUGUUUUAUGGGAUGAUAACUGCUUUACUGCAGAUGAACUUCAGCUGCUAACUUACCAGCUCUGCCACACAUAUGUGCGCUGUACACGGUCUGUUUCUAUACCUGCACCAGCGUAUUAUGCUCACCUGGUGGCCUUCAGAGCCAGAUAUCAUCUCGUGGACAAAGAACAUGACAGUGCUGAAGGAAGUCACGUUUCAGGACAGAGCAAUGGGCGCGAUCCACAAGCUCUUGCCAAGGCUGUACAGAUUCACCAAGAUACCUUACGCACAAUGUACUUUGCUUAAAAAGUCCAAGAAUAUUCUCUGAGAGGAAGAACUGAAAGACGAAUCAACAUACAACGUAUGUUUCCAGUGGAGUCAGUUGAGUGGGGAUGCCUCCAGCCAUACAGACACCAACACUGUGUGGGGACCAGGGUCUGAUUUUUAUGUUGAUACAAGGAAGAUUGUUUACUUCAUCAAGAAACACAGCACCAUUAUGCAAUAUGAAACCAGCCAACUGCUUUUUUGUGCGGUCUCCUGUAGGAAGUAUCGCCAUUGUUUUUGUUUUUACUUUCUUGUAGUCUAACCCUUUUAAUGCCUUUACCUCAAGUUGCUUGGCAGCACAACUAUCUUUGCAAAAAAAAAAAGUGAAGAAAAGUCAAUGAUGGUUUAAAAAACACACCUACAUGAAUAAUCAAAGUGAUUGUUCAAAUUAUGUGUGCAAAAAAAUUAAUGUGCAUUCGUGUAUUCUUGUAAAAGGUAUCUGUGUAUAUUUUAAAUAUACACAUGUAUAUUUCAUAUGCAUAUAUAUCUGGAUCUGAUAAUAGAUAUAUAUGUGUCUGUGUAUAUAUUUUAUUGUUCAUUCCAUGGGGGAACUUUCUUUACCUUUUAUUAUCCUCCCAUCACCACUUCUUUUCUCUACCUCCCUCGCCUUCAUAACCUACAUUUUUUCCCCUAAUGCUACCCAGAGACAUUCAGGUGUUCAUGUAUCUGGUCCAUUUGAAUAUGAAGCAUGGCAAACUAAAUUUUCAUUUUUAUUUUGCACACGCUACUCCUGUCUCAUCUCAUAUACAAUUUUGAGUCCUCAACUCUUGAUACUGCUUUCUUAAGAAACAAAAUUAUUUUAUAUAUACACACACACAUAUACAUAUAUGUAUAUAUGUGUGUGUGUAUAUAUAUAUAUAUAUAUAUAUGUUUCGUGAGAGUGUGUGUCUGCCCCCUCCUGCUCUGAACUUAAUUUGCUAUUUGUGCAAUGUGUACAUAAGCAGUAGCUACCUAAACCCAUCUUUUCCUUUGGUGAGUUUGUUAAAGCUGCUAUAAAUUUAAAACCUUGUCAGAAGUUAUAACUUUCUAUAAGUGAUAAGUAUUCUAAAGCCUUCUGUUUCUGUAGGUUAUACAUGAAAACCCCUUAAAGCUUUCAUAAAACUAAAUAUUUUAAAUGAUUGGACCUCUAUAGGGUUGAGGCCUCUGAAAUUGGGUAGAGCGAGAGAAGGGGUUGUUGAGGAUUUAAAAAUUUUUUUUUCUUUUUGGCUAGUUUACUUGCUGCCUUUCACACCUUAAUGUGAUUUCCAUAUAUAUAUAUUUUUAUAUAUAUGUGUGUAUAUAUAAACAUAUAUGUAUGUGUUUUGAAGUAUAGCUUCCUUUCCUUUUAUAUUUAUUAGAUUAGUGCUUUAAUAAUUAGAGAACUGUAUUGGCAACAUCUUUUAUAGAAAUAUAAUCAUGUUUAUUUUCGGAACUGACAACUUGUUUUUGCUUUUAGUGCAAUAAGCAGUUUUAAAGGAAAGCUGUGUCUGUUUGACAUCUUUACCACGGGCAGUGGCAGAAACAGGCACCUCCAUAAUUUUAAAAGGGCAAAGUAAUACAGCCUUAAUUUCAGAAGGAAAGUUUUGUAAUUUUCAACUUUAAAGCAAGCCUUUUAAAAAUCAUGAUGAUAAUGAAGUUAAAUUUCCUAAAUGAGUAACUUUGAAUAUUAGUUAUAAAGUUCAACUUUGAUUUAAGAAAGACAGUAAAAUAGCUUAAGAUAUAGAAGAUAUUCAAAUUCUUUGGAAAUCAUGUUUACUGAAGAAUCAGACUGGUUAGAUGUCCAUUUUCAUUUAUUGAAAUGAAUCAGGAAAAUAUGAAAUAAUAUUUUUAAAACAUUUUUUGCUAACUUAUCUCCAGUGUAACUUUCCUUUUAAAAUUAGGGUUAUGGUGACAAAGAAAGUUAGGACUUUCAUCAUUUUAAAUGAGUUAAAUCACUGAAAUGUGGAAAAAAGUUUUACAAAACUUUUGUUUUAUGAUUUCACUUUAAGGUAUUAAAAAGUACUAUAAAGCUGUCAGAACCAAGUUCAUCAGUAACAUUGGAUUCAGGAGAGCUUUGCACUUUGUAACUCAUGAAAAUUGCGUCUUAAAUUUUUUUUUCUUUGCACUGGUUCAGAGUAUAGGUAUUACAGAUUGUUUCCAGUGGGCAUUGUUAACCUUUCAGAAUUGCAUCUGCACAGGAAAACAGAUGGAUUAACUCUUUAGUUUCUCUAUGACCUGUAAUCCACUCUUACUGCCAAUUUACUGUAUUUUGAGCCUAAAACUGAGCCCGUGUCCUCCAACAGGUAUGAAAUUUUUUGUCUCUCUGCCAGAAAACUAAGAAAGUACUGUAUUUUGUAUGUUCAUUAUAUUGAAGUAUCUGAAAUGCAAUUUAUAACACUGUUUCAAAACUCUUUACAUGAGGUGAUGUUUGUAUAGUAUAUACAUAUUUUCUCCCAACCCUCCCCUCUCUUCCAAAAAAUUCCUGUAAAGCAUGUUUUGUUUUGUUUUUGUUUCACAUUGAAAUUUUCACUGAAUAUAGUCAGGAAUAUAGGCAAAAGAAGAAAAUAGUAUAGCCUGGAUGGAAAAAUUUGCUUACUCAGUAUGAAUGAGUCAAGCAUCUUCCUUCUUCAAUGUGAGUUGCACAAACUCAUAUGGGAAAUUUUAGGAACCAGGGAAGAACUGUAGAUCCCCUUUCCCUAUUUACUGCUUUAUCUGAUUUUCAGUUACUUCGUUUCACAUGCACUAGAGCAAAACCCAUAAUUUAAGUCUAUUUGGAAGGACUUUCACAGAGGGAAAAAACAUUUUUUUUUAAUAUAAAGCUUUACCAUUGAAGUGAGUGCUUUUUUAGCAUUUCUUCUUACAGUUUCAACAUAGCUAGUUUAUGAUUGGUUAACCUGAAAGGAUAUGUAUAGUAUAUUUCUAUUUUUUUUACUAAGAAAUUGGCAUAUCAAACUUAAUUACAAGAAACCUUGUGCUUAGAAUUUUAAGAUAAAAAGCAAAGUGACAAAUACUUUUUGAAAUUUGUUAUUAUUAUUAUUACACUUCUGGUGUAGAAUUCCUGAUCUUUUUUAUUUAAAAGAAGAGGAGGUUGUUUUGUUUUGAAUUUAAUGGUAAUGAAACUCAGCAGUGACUUUUCUGUUCCUGUCCUUACUCACUAAAUUAUACAGUGAAUGCUAAAUUUUGCUCUGCUAUUUUCUAUGAUGUGUAAUAGUGACUUUAAAAUAUCAGUUCCCAGCAACUGGUAUAAUUAUUUUUCAUGUGAAGAAGAGUUGGGAGUUUAAUGUAUAUUCUGGAUGGCAAAUGUGUCUGGGUAAAGUGCUGAUACGUGUUAUUACAGUAUCAAGUUACUGGCAUUGAGGACCAUACAUUUGUAAUAGUGUAGCUGCUAUAUUUAUUUAAUUAAGUAGAGUAUGACAGUUACUGCACUAAAUAAUAAUAAGAUGAGCAGGAUUCAAGCCUAGUGUUAGACUCCCUCCCCCAUAUUUUUUUUCCUAAAUGAAGUUAAGAACGUGAAAUUUCAAGGUAACAAAGGGUGCUGCCAUUUUAGUUUCAAUUUAAUAUCAAGAUACUCUUUCUUUGUUUUAGAAAUGUGGAUUUUGACUUCCACAGUUUUGUAAAAGGGUACCUCAGCCUCCUCAGUACUGGUAUUCAGCAUAUUUUCACAGAAGUACAGAUGCCCUUUAUUCUUUAUUAAUAUUUUAUCUUUAGGAAGUUUCUCAGAAAACAAAUAUUCUUCUAUGAAAUUUUUCCCAUUUGUAACCAAUUAAUUAUUUCCCUUCCUAGAAGAGAAUCUAGAAGGGAUUCUGGUAGGAAUGUACUGGGUAUUUUGGAAGGCACUUGAUAAAAAUUCUUCUCUACCUUCUAGCAUAGGGACUCCUAGUCUUCUAAAGACCUAUACUAGUUUUCCAAACUAGGUUCUCCAGUGACCCAGCACUGCCUGUUGUUUACUUGUGUACUCUCUGAUGGAUUUUAGCAUGACACACCUCAUGACAGACUCAAGGGAACUAAAGUCCAAGUCGCCAUUCAGUGCAAUAGGCUGGCAGACGAUCUUAGUGUUUAAGGAAAAUGUGAACGCUCAGAAUGCCAGUCCUAGAUCUGAAGUAAUUAGAGGAAUUAUAGGUCAGGAAUUAGACAACUUUAUUCCAGGAAUUUGGUGGUUGUUUUCAGAGGCUUAACAUGAAUUUGCCAAGGGUGAUGAUUUUUGAGAAAUCCAUGAAAGCCACUUGGAUUCAGCUAGAAUAUUUUGUAGUCUUGCCAUUUCAAACUUGAUAGAAAUGUUUUGCCAAGAAGCUUAACUGACAACUCUGCAUAAUUUUUAUUCAGUAUAAUUAAACCCGAGUUAAAUCAUCCUCUUGGAUGUUCUCCUGUUGAAUACUCUUAAAGAUGGUUUGACCCCAGUAGUAACUUGCUGUUUAAACUACCUUUUAUGAGUUAUCAGUCAAGCUGCAAAAAGAUGUCAUUAACCUGGCAUUGGCAUCUUUAUUUUGGCUUUUUUAUCAUAUGAAGUUUUAAUCCUUUUCAUUCUUUCUGAGAAUCAUGGAUGUUUUAAACCUUCAACAACAACAAUAAUAAUAAUAAGUUUAUAUCAAGUGAGGCCUUUUGAGUGGUGGUAUAACCCUGACUCUGGAGUCUCUUUAUUUUCCUGUUUUGUCCCGUUUGAUCAUAUAAAGCACUUUUGUGAUUCUAUAGGAGUCAAAAAAUAAACCGAAAAUAGAUGUAUAAAAUCAGUAUAGAAAUGUGAAAGUAAGAAUUUUCUCCAAAAAAAAAUCAUUUUAGAAAAAAAUUCCUGCUUAUUAUACUAAGAACAUUCUUGAUCACUGGCAAUGUUAGAAAUGACAAUGUGAUUAGUGAAAGCUAAGCUGACUCCAAGGGAAAAAAAUCUAUUUCUCCACAUACACCCUGCCAAUAUAUAUAUAUCUCACAAAAGGAAAAAAUGUUUUUUCACUUUUUCCUCCUUUUAAAAACGGUACAUUUUGGUUUAUAAUAUUCCAUGUUGGUCAAAUAAUUUGUUUUAAGAUAUAAUGGUCAAGGCUUGUGCUACUAUUAUCUACUGCUAGUUAAAUUUUAUUUUUCUUGACUCAUCAGAGAUAAUGUACUAUAGAUUUUUAUGCUGUUAAUUAAACCUUAGGAAUCUAGCUCUUAAAAUAUGGAAGUUAAAAUAUUUUAAUUUGAAUUAAGCUAGAUGGUAAAUUUAAUAUGGAGUGUUGAGAUUUACCAAUGAGAAACCCUGUUGAAGUAUCAGGUAACGAACAGUGUAACAAAACUAAGAUCCUGUCUAAAUCUAUCCAGUCAUUGAUCUCCCUUUCUUUUUGAAAUCAAAGUCUGAGGUAACCAAAAUCUAAUGCUGUACUUCUGUUAGGGUCUCAAUAAAGCAAAGAUGUUCUUCAGGGUAGAUGCUGAAUUAAAUUUUUAAAUCAUUUUUUUUUAAAGCAAGGCGGUUUUUAGAAAGUGCCUUUUCAGAAGAUGGUGCUGUAGAUUUUUAUUUUUCAAAUAUCACAAGGCUAAAAAUUUUAAAGAUAAAUUAUUUUAGAACUCCAAGAAUAUGACAGUUUCAUAUAAAUAAUGUUAUUCAUUGUCCUGAAUCCAGUCCAAGGGAAUCAAGUGAAGCUUUUAUUCAGUAAAGUAUCUAGUAAAUGCCCACCAAAUGUAUUUUGUAAGUUUGAAAACAAAAUUUUUUAACAAUUAACUCUUUUGGUUCUCAGCUGUGUUGAGGUAAUCUAUAAGGCACAUAAAACAGCAAAUCUGCUUAACUUUUUAACAAGAACAAAGGUAUCGUAGCAAGUGCCCAACGGGAAAGGUAACUUGCCAAGAAUUGUAUGUCAUAGGCUACCUUUCCUUUUUUUAAUUUUAUUUCCAGCAUAGAUUGUCCCUUCUGUAAAUAUCUAUUGGCAACCUUUUCUAGCUAAUCUUUAUUAAAGAAGGCUGCUUAUAAAGGAAAGCCAAGUCAUCAUGGAAAUCAGUUUAAGAGAAAAAUUAAAUUAUUAUGUCUCUAUCUUUAGGGAGACUGUCUUUUUUAGGCAAUAAGUAUUUUAAGUGAUUCCCUCUUUUUUCUAGCAUGGGGGAGCAACAAAAAAUGAUGACAGUGCAUCUAAAAGGGUAUAAUCAGUUAAUUAGAAACAGAACAUGCAAAACUGGGCUUUGGAGGAAACAAAAGGAAGGAUAAUAGCAGGACCAUUCUUACUUACUAGGAAUUUAUUAAUCUACCAUAAAGCAAGUUUCCCCUGGACUAGAAGGAGUAAACAGCAGUAAGUUAUCACCUAGCCAGUUCUUGCUCGUGAAUUCAGUGAGCAUUCCUCCAGAAAAGAACAGACUAAAAACAAAUAAAAACAUCACACCUCAGUAACCUUGUAUGCUGCAUUAUGUAUUAAUGAUAGUAAAAUUAUAUCAAUUGUUUGGAGUAUACUGUGUCUAUUUGCAAAUAUUCAUGCACAUUAAACUUUUUCAUUUUUUUAUAAUGUCAAUAGCAAUUAUGAGUUUAUUUUUUUAAUAUUAAUUUUUCUACUGUGAUGUUUGUAUUUAUUGGCUAUUUGUGUGCAACUUUUAUAUUUUGCGUAGAUGUUGGUUUUAAGGUAUUUUAUUUUUCUAGAUAUUUCAAGCUUUUCUUCUUUCUUUGUAAUAUUAGCAAAGAUUAAGAUGGAAUGUUAAUAUACCAACCAAACUACUAACUCCAGUAAGUUCUAGAGUUUGGAUUUUUACCAAUAAACCAUUAACACUAUUUUCUAACUUAGAAUAUUUAAUGUUGUUUAUAUAGUGGACAUUAAAGACAGUCUUUAGAGAGAUUUCUAAAUGUGGAGGGUAGGCAGGGCUUUUCUGUAAGUUAGAUUUCUUUCCCUUAAGUAGCAAACUGACAGAUUGGAUUUAUUUUACCUGAUCCGCAGUUUGGAGGCAACUUGUCAAAUAAAUGAUUGUUACGUUUCUUUUUUUAACUUAAGCUACAUUGAAACUACUUAUAUGAUCAUAGCAUCCAGCAUUAGGAUUAUGAUACCAUUUUUGUAGGCCUGGAAAACAAAUAGCACAUGAUACAGAAGUCACCGAUAAUUGACUUUUAAAUGGGAUUUCCCACCCUCCAAUAAUAUAUGGAAGAUUUGCUAUCCUGAUCUUUUUUCCCUAGCAUACUUUUAAAGUUUAUUCAAUCCUGAUCAUCGGUGAGGAAACAGAGUUUAAGUGGCUAGAUAGAGCCAGGGAUAAAGACUGAUUAAUAUAAUACCUCAGUUAAUUAAAACUUUAAGUAAUAAUAAUUUAUGAAUAUGAAUUAAUUGGAAGGCAGUGAAAAAUAUGAUUGUAGAAUAUUAAUUUCAAGCAUAUGUGGUCACUCCAGUUCCCUAGUGAAUCAAGGCUGUUUGUAUUGGCACAGUUUAUAAAGGUAGGUAAGAAGAGUGAAUUCUAUUUAAGUAGGUAAUAUGUUUGCAUUGUAUUUUUACACUGUGAAUUUGCUUAGUAAGCCAUUUUUUUCUGUAAGAGAUUGAAAGAUAAACUUAUCCAUAUCAGAGUUUUAAAUUCUAAAUUAUGGGGGCCCAGUAUUUGACAUUUUACUGUACUAUAAUCUAUUCUUCCACUGAGAGGAGUAAAUGAGAAAGUUUCAAGUAGUUAUAGUUGGGAAAAUGUUAUUUUUAUGUUAUAUAAAAUAGUACAGUUUAAAGUGAAUCUGCAUGUGGUUUCAUGUAGACAUUAGCCAUAUCAUUUCUUUCUGCAUUACAGCAAUUUUUUUAAUAAUAUACCAUUCUGAGUUACUUCCUUCACCCCCACAUAAAGUAUUAAUUAAAGAUUGGUACUCUGAUUAUAGGAUUUGUUGCUACCAAACAUGUUUCAAGCAGACAGAUAUAUUUUUGUUGAACGUAAAUGCCCCCCUCUUAAGGAUAUUUAUUGUGCUUACAACCUUAGUAGUUGUAUUCAUUAUGUUUCAACAUCGUCCUAGGUUGACAGGCAUAUAAUUCUUGUAGGCCAACAUGUACAGGGAAGCCUGAGGGAGAAAUAGUCCCUUAUUUUCUUCUUUUUUUUCCUUCUAAAAACUCAUAGGAACCUGACACAGAGCUUACUUUGCUCUUUUAACUGGUUGGCUCCAUAAAUCAAGGUACCUGGCAUCAGUACUGAGUUACCGGAGUGAAGUACUUGGUGACCUGUUCGUGUUUGUAAUCCACCUCUUAAGAAAAAGAUGUUUGUGCAGUAAGUAAUAGCCAUCCCAAAGAAAGAACUGUCACGAACAGUCUUACAUGAAUAGAAACAAAUGGGAGCACUGGUCAUUAAAACUUUUUUUUUUUGGCAGGGUGGAGGGGGUGUUAUUAUUUCCAAAGACUCUGCACAUCUGUAAUUUUAUGAUUGAAGUUAAAGAGGCAGUGCUAGAAACCAGAGAAAGGGAGGUUGCGCAGGCCUUUCACGCCUAAAAUUUUCCAUCGUUAUCGAUUCAUAGUUUUAGUUGGAAGAACAAACAAAAAUCCCUUAAUUUGGCCCUUCAAUAUGAUUUUAGAACCAAAACAGGGAAGGACUCUUCUACAAAAAUGCUGUAGAUGUGACUGUAUUAUAAGAACCCAUGGAAACAUGAAGUCUUUGUAACGCAAUGGACUAGUGGGUCUGUGAAAGCAUGUGGCAAGGGGGGAAAUGAGGAAAUGUUUCUUUGCUGGACUCCUUGGACAGAAACCUCACAGUUGUUUAGUAGUUGUCUAGUUCUCAUACCCACAUUGUAAAAAAAAGACUCUUGCUCUUUGAACCUACAGAAGAGACCUAAGAGUACCUCUGUAACCUAUGUUGUCUCAGACCUUGUAGCUGCAUCUGUUCUUGUUAGAGAAAGUCCUUGAAGUUGCUUCUGAAUGAUGAUAAAGAAAUUAAAUGAAGGAUUUAUCUUUAAAUAGAACCAUGGCAUUGCUAGCAGUAUGGCUUCUUCCUUUUCAUAGAAAACACCAAGCAGGGUAUUUCCAGACAAAGUGGCAAAGAAACUGUUUUUGGUGAAGGAGUUGUAAUGCAGGGGGAAUUUCACCUAACAGAUAGUUCAACCAAGAUAAUGGAUGCAAUUUGGCCCCAAGGAGUUUAACGAGAGGCAGCUUAGGUUUUGGUAGCGACAGACUUGGCCCCGCACUGGUCAUGAAGUGCAGAUAUCCCCAUGCCACUCACAGGGAAUGCUCUCAUGGUGCUGGUGACGCCCCUGCAAAAGCUAACUGACACCUUCUAAUGGUUUGCCCAUCCAAGAUUCUUCAGUUUUCCAGGAGCUUUCUCAUUUCCUAGUCCAGGGUACAAACCCUUUCUCUUUAGAAAAAGGAUUUAGAGGCAGUUUCAAUAGAAUUUUACUCUGAGUAAAUAAUAGUCUUUAAAGUACUUGGGGCAGAAGGAUCACAUGCCACAAGUUGUAGCUCGAUUGAGAGACUAUUUGAGCACCCUAUUUGGGUUCUAAAGUGUUUCCUUUGACAUACCAUCCUUUGGUUUACUGGAGUGUCAUCAUUUUGUUUUGUUAUACAAUCAGUGUUUCAUGCCAUUUAGGAAUGGUGCAGUUCUCUCGCCACCCCACCCCACACACACAUAUGCUGUUAGAAAUAAGAGGCGGAGGGAUAAAUGAGCUACAAUGAGAAUCAUUAGAAUGUAACUUCAGUUACUCUAGAUGGAAAGAAAUCCUAACUCAGCUGAGUGCGAAUUAAGAUUGAAGUGUUCGUGUCUCAGGUAUUAUCUCCAGGCAGAGAACGUUUGGCUCACUGUAUAGUGAUAAGAACAGAAUAUAUAUCUGAAGUACGAUGUUAUAGCAAAGUGGUAAAGGAAAACUAUUCUUCAAAGUAAUAUUUCAACCUUCUGCAACAGAGAUCCCCAUAGUCUUAAGGAAAAUCAAUGUUUCUGAUUUUAAUGAGUCAGAGUCUGAUUUAAAUUUUUAAAAGUUUGUGACUUUUAUUCUGACAUGUCUUCUUAAAUAUAUAAAAAUUACAUCAAAUGAAUUCUUUCCUCUUCCUUUACAUGCUGAUAUAUUCAGACUUCAGUUAUAUAGAUAUAUCAGUCACAUAUGCCUCUUAGUGUGCACAGAAUUCUAUAUUAAAAAUUUUUUUAUUCAAUCCAUUUAUUGGUCAAGUCUGAGAAGGAGAAAGCGUAAGGUGUUUUCAAAUGCGGGAACUUUUAGAAGAUCACAGCUGGAAAAAGACCAUUGAGAACAUGUUGCCUUUUAGAGUAGAAAGAGCUCUAAAAUGUGAGCCAGGGACUUAGGAUUUAGGCAGAGCUCUACCACUAAUUUGCUCUGUGCCCUUGGGCAAUCACCUUAAUCUUUCUGUGCCUGGUUUCUCCUCAUGAAAUGGUAGUGAUAAUAUACUGCCCUCACCUACCUCACAAAACUGUUGCAAGAAUAGGAUGAUGUUUGUGACAGUGCUCAAGUUCUCCAAAAGAAAAGCUACUCAGAACUACAAGAUAAUAGAAUCUUGUUUUAUGAAGAGUUUAUUUCCAGUUUGCCUCUGUUCUUCAGUUAUCAUAGAUCAUUUUAUCAAACAAGGAUAAGAGAACCUUAGCCCUUAUCCCAGUAUGGUGUUGCACUUAGAAAGGUACCCUGUUCUGCUUUUCCUCUGCCAGAUAUCCAACACAUGCGCUGAAUUUUUCUUUAUGAUAAGCCUUGGCAAGAGAGUAACUUCAGUAGCCAAACUCCCUUUAGUGGUGCUAUGGCAGCUGCCAUUGUAUUUUGAGUUAAUGUGGCAAAAACAUCAGAUUAAUCAGAAAUUAAUUCUGCCUUUUGCCUUCAGGCAUUUUUGCUACACGUUGGCAUCCCAGGUUGUUGUAAGGCCAGUUAUCCCUUUGUUUCUUAGCAGAUCUUUGGUACCUCUGUUGGCAUAAGGAUUUGGUUUUAAGAAAGAUAGUAUGCCUAUUUCAUCAUUUUGAAGAGCUCAGCCUUGCUUUCCAAACACCAUGUACCUGUAAAAGUUAAAAUAUAGCAAAUGUUUUUUUUUCCCUUCAUUUCGAUUCAAUUCUGAGUAUUUGCAGGUGAUACCAGACAGCCUGUGGUUAGUGUCUGACCCAGUUAUCUUUAUGGAUCUUGGACAGAACCUUACAUUUCAACAGGCCUACCCAUUUCCCUGGGGGAAGGGGCUCCUGUUUCUAGGAAAUAACUAAGGGCACAUCGCCACGGGUUAUGUAAGCAAUUCCAUGUAGCAACAGACAAGUUUUUUAUUGAUGUUGUUUUACAAAGAAAGGAUGCAUUUUAGGUACACAGGGUAUGGCUACACUCAACACUUAUUUUUCAUCUCUAUAGCUGCUGACCUCCCCUUGUUGCAGGCAGUUGGGGCUUUUUCCAGCUCAUCACUAACAUAGGUGGUAUCUGUCUUAAUUUUAUAGGAUAAUAAGAAUUGCAAGUACUGAAAAUGAAAAAUUGGGGAGAUUCAUGCUUGGAAAAUGAACAAAAAAAUCCACCUUGCUAAGUGAGGUAGCUAAGACCAUUGAUAUGUCAGGAAUACUUUUAAACAAUUUUUGCUGUAAUAUGUAGCUUUAAUGUUUCUCUUCAUUUAUGGACCCAUAAAAGUAUUACUGUAUCUUGUGAAUAAAGACCAUUCUUGUGGACUAGUAUCUGAAUGCAUUUAUAGGCAGUGGGAAGAGGUGUGUGUGUGCGUGUAUGUAUAAAUAUUCCGUGUUUAGAACACUAUUACAUAAGCUUGUAUAGAAAAAAUCAUGUGUUUCUUUAGUGUUUGGGGGACUAAAAUUGUAAUAUAACCAUUCUAGUGUAAUCUGACCACUCACCCAAGAGAACAUUUAUAUUACACACAAAUGCACACCCCUAAAGCAUUGCUAACCACUCCCACUCUAGAUAAUUGCUGCUUUUUUUAAAACCCUAAGUAAUGGAGGAGGAAAUAGUACUCUUUUUAAAGGGGCUUUUCCAAAAAGUAAAAUGUAAAUAUAGGACAUGUGGGGAGGGUGGGACCACCUGCAAAUGUCCUACAGAUGGGCAAAUAGCCUUUUAAAUUUUACUUUUUAACCAUCUUAACCGUGCGUGCCUAUUUGUAUUGCAGAUGUGAACUAUUUUUGGGGGUUGAUAUCAGUAUGUUUUGAAACUGAAUUAUUACGUAAAAUCAGAGUAACCUCUUUCUCCAUCCUCCUUUUCCACACUAGCUAUUCUUGCCAAAUAUUUUUACUGAUACCCAGUGUCAGCAUAAUAAAAUGAUGAAACCUCCUUCCUCAUCUUCCCUGCCCUGUCUUAUACAUGGUCCACCCUUAUAUUUUUUUGUUGGCUUUUCAUUAGUAAGAACAAUUUACUGUAGUAAUUUAAAGACUGCAUAAUUUCAAAAUGUUUAUCUGUAAGCCUUCCUUUGUUAAUGUUGGUUACACAGCAACAUCAGGUAAAACAGUGGAUAUGAGUUUGUAACACGCUAUAUAGGACCACAUAAGAUCCUGAGUGAUACUAUUAGAUUACCACAUUUUAUUAAGAAGAAAUUGGAACUUUAUAUGGUGGGGAUGGGAGCAAGUCUGUGAUACACAAGUAAUCACUGUAUAAUUAGAAACACCAAAUGCUGAAUCCUAUCACUGCGUACUUGGGGGCCAGGCUUUGGAUUUGGUUAUUUUAAUUCCUUCAAGAUUAUGUGUAGUUAUGAUAAGCAGAAGGCAAAUAAAGUUUUUGAACAAAA
Messenger RNA from Manis pentadactyla (Chinese pangolin), 15980 nucleotides. RefSeq names its product argonaute RISC catalytic component 3 (gene AGO3). The transcript is spliced from 20 exons. The record is from RefSeq and is a predicted model, not a curated record. NCBI's taxonomy places the organism in Eukaryota, Metazoa, Chordata, Mammalia, Pholidota, Manidae. Bases 808 to 3438 code for a protein of 876 amino acids. Gene Ontology annotation, biological process: regulatory ncRNA-mediated gene silencing; regulation of stem cell proliferation. Gene Ontology annotation, molecular function: protein binding; RNA binding.